This is a messenger RNA of Aspergillus homomorphus CBS 101889, 2641 nucleotides long. Its product is annotated as fanconi-associated nuclease 1. Gene Ontology annotation, cellular component: nucleus. Gene Ontology annotation, biological process: interstrand cross-link repair. The transcript has 4 exons. The record is from RefSeq and is a predicted model, not a curated record. Gene Ontology annotation, molecular function: 5'-3' exonuclease activity; 5'-flap endonuclease activity; flap-structured DNA binding. NCBI's taxonomy places the organism in Eukaryota, Fungi, Ascomycota, Eurotiomycetes, Eurotiales, Aspergillaceae. Bases 53 to 2641 code for a protein of 862 amino acids.
AACAGGCCAUGCGUUAAGGCAGCUAGAUCGAUGCUUGUGCUUCUCCGGCAGCAUGUCCCUGUUGGACUACUGGGACACCCAGCGUCCGAACGCGAAGCGCAGAAAAACCGCCACGGAUGACAUGCCCGCCACCCCUACUAUUUCCCUCGGUGACACGGACACCCCUGACUCAUUUGAAGCCGCGCUGUCGAAAGACGUCGGGGUGCCAGUACUAGAUCGAGUGGACUCAUAUCCUGUCUUAGCCGAGCCUGGAGCGGAACAUGAAGCCGACUUCCCGCCGUCGAACAGUCAAACGGAACUGGAAUCGUCUUUGCCAGCCAUCCAGGAUGAUAGCCAGGCGAUCGAGGAAUACGAAGCAGCCAGGCUGGCAAGCCAGGACGAGCCGGAUAUACAUCAGAGACUACAGGAUGGCAAAUGGCGCAAAGGACGGAGCUCCAUCUAUGUUGAUGCGUUCAAUCUAGCGCUGGAAACUGUGCUGGACGAGGAAGCGCAUCUCUUUGAUGAGGUGGAAAUGGAAGUCUUCAAACAAUGGCGGGAGCUGGACUACGAGGCUCAGUAUCUAUACGUACGCCUCUUCCUCCGGAAAACUUCCGCCUGGCACCGCAUCAACCGACUUAGUUACUACUCGGAUAUCGCAGACAUGUCCCGGGUGGUCGCCUUGCUGCGACGUCCACGCAGUCUUCCCCUUUCGUCGUGCUCGGUGUCCACGGGCGAAAACCCCGCGGAUAUCGACCCGGCCCCGUCUUUACGUCUGGCCGGCGAGUUCAGAUUCGCUGAACACAUGAAUCAGAUAACCACUCUAGAAGAAGCGUCGUCCUUGCUACUUCUUGACGAGCUCAAAACACUAGCCAAAGAAGCCAAGGUGCAGGGCAAGAGUAAGAACGAGCUCAUUGCCGCCCUGCACCGGUCCAGUCAAAAGCAGACCGGUCUAGGCUGGAACAGUAAACCUAGCAACACAGGAUCAACCGGCCCUAACCGGGACAUCCACUUCAUGCAGAAGAUCUUCGACCACACAGGUGAUUGCAUAAGACUAUCAGCUGGUCCACUCGCUCUAUUCGAACGCGUCCACCUGGUCUUCUACCGCUCCACGGAAUGGACUGAAAAGUCCCUAACCACCAUCAUCCUCGCGAAGAUCUCCCGCAAGACGUUCCCGGACUACGUCGUAUGCCGCUCCAGUUCCAUCUUCCCUUCCCGAGAGAUUCUCCUUGAGUUCGAAACCGCUCUGCGCACCCAAUUCCAGAUCGACAAUAUCCUCGAGUUCAGCGGCACCCCCACGGUAGAACAUCUGACCAACAUCAAAGAUCUAGCGUACAAGGUCUACCCGCGUUGGAAAGUCCUCGUGGCGCAGGAACAGCGCAAAGAGGAUACCAUCUACGAGUACGGCGAAGGGGCGUACCUGCGCCGGUUUUCGCCGGCAUGGGUCUAUACACGGAUCAUCCACAAGGGUCUUCACCCGCUCGGACGGUUCAAGGAACACCAGGAGGAACAUCGACUCCUGACCGAGCUCCUUGACCAGCGGCUAUUCCACGCCGCGCGCCGCGGCGCGUGGUACCAGCGCAAGGCUCUGCUGGAGGAACACUACAUGUGGGCCCUGAGUCCGUACGAAGGGCGCAGCGAGGAAGUCCAGCGCAAACACUGGCGGCGGGUUGCGCUGCGGACGUGCGAAACGGGUCUCGAGGACCCCAACUGCCACCUGAUCUUCCAUUACGAUCUGCAGAAACGCAUCAUGAAGCUCGAAAGAGCGCUGAAGAUCGUCAAGCGCGAGCAGCACGAUUUCGGACACGUGCGGCUGGCCAAGCCUGCGGAGCGCACCAUCGAGGGCAUCCAGAUCGUCGAGCCGGAAUCUCUGUCCGAAAACACGGAGUCACCUUCUGGCAAUGGGAACAAUACUAGUAGCAGUGGUAGUAGUAGUACCAGACGCGGCCGUCCCACGGUGUGGGUAGACGAGCGCGAAGGCGGCGAAUGCCGCGUCGAGACGAUGUGUCUGAACUGGUAUCGCGAGCAGGGGUGGAAAGGGUAUCACUCCGAAGGCGGGAUUGUGCGUACUCUAUUCGGCUACCUCUUCUACGACAUCCUCUUCACGACCUACGUGCCCAACGUCUUCCAGACCCCGUUCCAGACCUCCCCGCUCGACCUUCACACCGACGCCUUCUACCCGACCCGCGCCAGCGAGAUCAACCACCGCCUCGUGGAGAUCACCAACGGCGCCGCCGAGCGCAUCCUGCGCGCCGUCCACGCCCGCGAGAGCCCGACCCAGACCUGCGCCGUCGGUCUGGACUGGUCCUUCGCCCUGGAGGAUCUCGUCGAGGUCGUCCGUUGCUUCCCCGGUGAGGCCCUGGCGUGUAUCUGCAAGGUGUUGGCGCAGGAGUACUCUGUUCGUGGUGGCGGGGUGCCGGAUUUGUUGGUUUGGAGGGUUUUUGGUGGUGGCGAUGCUGUCGAUGGUUGUAGGGAUAAGGAGGAGGGUGAAGGAGAGAUAAAGUAUGAGGCUGGCUUUGGGGAGGUUAUGUUCGUCGAGGUCAAGUCGGAGAAUGAUCGCUUGAGUGAUACGCAGCGGUUGUGGAUUCAUGUGCUCUCUGGGGCGGGGGUGAGGGUGGAGUUGUGUAAUGCGGUUGCGAGGGAGGUGAGGGUUGCUGGGUCUUGA